AAAUGUCGAAGUGCUCCUUAACGAUGACGUUUUGGUGGUCCUUUGUUUUCUCCCUCGCCACCACCGCCAUCAACGUCGCUGUUGCCGAUGCCGACCGGAUUACUUCCACUCUCGAAGGGCCUUUCGAACCCGUAACCGCCCCCUACGACGUCAGUUUGCGCGGCAGCGCCGUCGAUUUGCCCGACACUGACCCCCGUGUGCGCUGCCGCGUCAAAGGAUUCUAGCCCGAGCAGAUUUCGGUCUCUCUCUCCGUCAACUACGACUCUGUUUGGAUCUCAUGGGUCACUGGGGAAUUCCAGAUUGGCAACAAUAUAAAGCCAUUAAAGCACAAUACAAUUGCAAGUUUAGUUCGUUAUGGGAGGUCAAGGUUUUCAUUAACUCAUGAAGCCACUGGCUAUUCUUUGGUGUACAAUCAGCUUUACCCCUUUGAAGGUCUCCAGAAUUACACUUCUGGAAUCAUCCACCAUGUUCGUCUAACAGGACUAAAAUCCAACACGCUAUACUAUUAUCGUUGUGGAGAUCCAUCAAUAUCAGCCAUGAGUGAUAUCUACCACUUCAGGACAAUGCCAGUUUCUGGUCCCAGGAGCUAUCCAAAGAGAAUAGCAGUUGUGGGAGAUCUGGGACUAACAUAUAAUACAACCGACACUAUCAGUCAUUUGAAAAGGAACAAGCCUGAUUUAGUUUUAUUAGUUGGUGAUGUAACUUAUGCAAAUCUUUAUCUUACAAAUGGUACUGGCUCAGACUGCUAUGACUGCUCAUUUCCACAGACUCCAAUACAUGAGACCUAUCAGCCUCGUUGGGAUUACUGGGGGAGGUUCAUGCAGAGUUUAAUUUCUGAAACUCCAAUAAUGGUAGUAGAAGGGAACCAUGAAAUAGAAAAGCAAGCUGGGAACCAGAGCUUUGUAGCUUACAGUUCACGAUUUGCAUUUCCUUCGGAGGAAAGCAAAUCUUCAUCAACAUUCUACUAUUCCUUUAAUUCCGGGGGGAUACAUUUCAUCAUGCUAGGAGCAUAUGUUCCUUUUAGUAAAUCAGAAAAGCAAUACAAGUGGCUGGAGAGGGACUUAGCUAAUGUCGAUAGAUCCGUGACUCCAUGGCUGGUAGCUGCUUGGCAUCCACCAUGGUACAAUUCAUAUAAAGCUCAUUAUAAAGAGGCAGAAUGUAUGAGGGUGGACAUGGAAGAACUACUAUACAGUUACAGUGUUGACAUAGUCUUGAAUGGACAUGUUCAUGCCUAUGAGAGGUCCAAUCGGGUUUACAAUUAUACAUUAGAUCCAUGUGGACCAGUACAUAUCACAGUAGGAGAUGGGGGAAACCGUGAGAAAAUGGCAGUUGAACAUGCUGAUGAAGCUGGUAACUGUCCAGAGCCAUCAUCUACCUAUGACGAGUAUAUGGGUGGCUUUUGUGCAACAAACUUCACUACUGGUCCAGCAGCUGGAAAGUUUUGCUGGGACCGGCAACCUGAUUUCAGUGCCUUCAGAGAAAGUAGCUUUGGUCAUGGGAUCUUGGAGGUGAAGAAUGAAACUUGGGCUCUAUGGACGUGGUAUCGAAACCAGGAUUCAACCGGUAAGGUCGGUGAUCAAAUUUACAUAGUGAGACAACCUGAUGUGUGUCCUUCCCUUAUCACACUCCCAAAAGGUUCAUUUGCAGACAGUUGAGUGGCACCAGAAAGGAAUAAUUAAGUGCCCUUGCU
Messenger RNA from Hibiscus syriacus, 1690 nucleotides. Its product is annotated as purple acid phosphatase 15-like. The record is from RefSeq and is a predicted model, not a curated record. The transcript is spliced from 7 exons. Lineage: Eukaryota; Viridiplantae; Streptophyta; Magnoliopsida; Malvales; Malvaceae. Gene Ontology annotation, molecular function: acid phosphatase activity; metal ion binding.